AAAACACAUAAUCCCAAAAAAAGAAAAAAGGAAAAAAAAAAAAAAAACCCGGUUCAUGCUCUAGCUUGGAUUAUUCUUGAAGAGAAAAGUGCCCUAAGGUAAUGAAGCCUUCUGCAUUCAAAUGAUUUCAAAGAAUUAAAACCUGCCAAUAUAUUGGCGGGAACUUCCCAUUCUGGCGUGUAAGCGAAUUAAAGGAGUGAAACUGAUUCAAUUUGAAUUGAGAAAAAAGGAGGAGUGGAUCUAAAUCAAUUUCGAAUUAAUCCUCAGAAUGGAUGUUUGAGACCGCACAGUUGUUUGGAUUAAUAUGGUAUCAUUUUCCAAUUCAAGAUCAUAGUUUCUAACAUCAUAGAAUUGGAGAUUCAUUGGAAUAGAAAAUGUUGGCUUGAUUUGGGGGAAAAUGGAGUUGCUUAAAUUUUCUAAAUUCAAGAUCCAGCUUCAAGCCCUAAUAGCCGAAGUUCGACAACUCCGUGAGAGGGAACGCUCAACUAGAGAAGAGCUCCGUCUGUUAAUACAGAAACAAAAGCAAAACGAGGAGGAAUUGGUUAGAAGGGUGCAGGAUUUGCAGGCGGAGUUGGUUUCGUCCAAUGAACUGAGAGAAAAACUCGAAAGGAAGAUGAGCUACCUUCAAAAUGACAAUGCCUUGCUUGAAAACAAGCAAAGGGAGUUAAAUGGAACCAUACAGAACCUACUCCAGUCGAGGGAAAAUUUUGUUAGUGUUUAUGAGGACUCCACUUGUGAAAUGAAACGUUCAAUUGAAACCAGAGAUAGGAAGCUUGCUAUCCUUUCUCAGAAGAUAAAUGCUCAUAUAUUAUUGUUUGAUUCAAUAGAAAAGGAGGCUUCCAGUGUCAAGCAAGUGGUGAAUAAUGUGCAGCGCCUUGUGAGUGAAAAAGAAGAAGUAGUAGCAGGACUAAAAAGCAAAGUGGAAAAGGUUUCUGCAUUUGAGAAAGUAUUUUUUGAAAAGAUCAGUGAUCUGCAAAAUAAAUUGAGAAACAAUGAGGAGGAGCUCCAAAGAAAGGAUAAAAUCAUUUCAGAGAUCGAAGUAAAGCUGGAGGCAGCAAAUGUUGGUAACAACUGGCAACAACAUAUAGAAGAGCUCCAGAAGAGUCUGUCAGCCAAGGAUGCAGUCAUACAGAAUCUGCUUUCUGAGAAACAGGCAUUGCAUUUUGAAGUGGGAUGUUUAGGAAUUGUCUUACAGAAGAUUCAGGACGCUGUUACAAAUAUGAAUGAGAAGGAUAAAAGGGUAUUCUCCUCAAUACUGGAAGGACAGGAAGUAUGUGCUAUGGAAACAACAAAGGAAUAUAGUAGAAUUGACGAAGUGGUGCAAGGUAGUAGAGAAACCUCUCCACACAAGGCUUCAGAGGAAGAUGUAAAUACAGCUUCACCUGUAUCUCAGAAGAAUAAUCCAGUAAGCAAUGCCGUGCUGGAGAACAAGAAUUUUGACUCCUGUGUGUCAGAGUCUGCUUGCUUGGAACCUCAGUUAGAAGCUAAUAUUCCAUGCAUCUCUGCAAAUGGAGCAAAGGAUAACAACACAGCAUCAGUCUACCACUUGGAUUCUGAGAGCUCAACAACCCAAGCAGAAACCUAGGAAGAUCCCACAGGAUGUCUGAAAGCCAAUGCUUCUAUCUUUUCUAAUAGAACAGUCGUUGUUGGAAUUCUUAUUGGGCCCCUAUUUUUUAAGAGAUUGCAGUUCAGUUGUCGCUUUCUCAAAGAUCAACGACAUAGGUACAGGAAAGUUGUGUAAUUGACAUAGGUACGCAUGCCCCACUUGUAGAUGCCGUGCACGCUUUACAGAUUUGAAUGCUAAAUGCAUAAUUUGAAUGCAGAUUGGGAAAGGGGUUUCCGGAGCUCAAACCAUUUCUUUUUCUUAUUGUUUAUCUUAACUUUUCCAUGUUAAUUUGUCAUCCUACCCAUCUUGAAUGACUCAAACAGGGUCAAGGCUACCUUUCUCAGACGGACAUGGUCUAGCUUUUGUAGGCAUGUUGGAUAGUUGUGGGAAAGGUCAAGCAGAUGAUUAUAAACCCGUGGUGAGUUUAGGGAGGAGAGGAUCAAGUGGUUGAGAUUUGAUAAUGGACUCAAAGUGCCGUUGAGAAACAA
Messenger RNA from Vitis vinifera (wine grape), 2094 nucleotides. RefSeq lists its product as uncharacterized. NCBI's taxonomy places the organism in Eukaryota, Viridiplantae, Streptophyta, Magnoliopsida, Vitales, Vitaceae. The record is from RefSeq and is a predicted model, not a curated record. Bases 398 to 1585 code for a protein of 395 amino acids. The transcript has 15 exons.